Salvelinus fontinalis (brook trout) is the source of this 4307-nucleotide messenger RNA. RefSeq lists its product as uncharacterized. Bases 1713 to 4265 code for a protein of 850 amino acids. The record is from RefSeq and is a predicted model, not a curated record. Lineage: Eukaryota; Metazoa; Chordata; Actinopteri; Salmoniformes; Salmonidae. The transcript is spliced from 19 exons.
UCAUUAACUGAGAUUUUUCUUUAACAUAGCAAGUGGCUGAAAUAGCAAGGAUGUUAACUAUUUUUUAGUUUUGUUCAAGAGGCCAUUUGCCCAGAGUGGAUUUGCCAUACAUAGAUUUUUUCAGCUUUAAAAAUCUUCAGCAUAAAAAAGUAUUAAAAGAUGAUCUUUUAAUUAAAUCUCUCCUUUGUGUCCUCAUGUUCACAUUAAUUUGAUGUGUUCUAUCAUCAUUUACAAUGCUUAUUGCUUCUGCAUUUCUUUACAGACAAGUGUAUAUUAUACACAUAUUUUAUUUUAGACAUUACAAAAACAUAUUUUUGUGCAUUUUGGAUUUCCUACAUUUACCUGUACAGACAAGUAUAUUUGAUACAUGUCUAUUUUUUUAACGACAUUUUUGUAUGUAUUCCAUAGAUAGAACUACAUAUAUUGGAAUCGAACGUUCGCAGAGAUUGUUUUGACUGGAGUGAUGCUUAGGACUUCAUUAAAAAAUCUAUCCUGUUUUAUUUUACCACUACAGUCUGUUCGUCGGACGAAACUGGAGAAAAAUAACUAGUGUCGAAAGUAAACAUCGGCACCUCGAUGGUGUCAACUCUGCUUAUGUCUGCGUAAUAAAAAGGUAGGAGGAAAAAUAAAAAAACAUCUGGUCUAGCGAUCGAUGACAAAUUAAAUGGUGCCCGUGUAACAGUUUUACUUCUGUCCCGAACCAGUGACCCUUUGCACACAUAUACAACAGUUACCCAUCGCUCCACAAAAGCCGCGGCCCUUGCAGAGUAAGGGGAACAACUACUUCAAGGUCUCAGAGCGAGUGACGUCACCGAUUGAAACGCUAUCAGUGCACUAACCCCCAAACCAGCUACCCAUUUCACACCGGUUACAUCCAGCAUAACCCCUCAUUCAAUUACGCCAGUGGCAAACAGUGAAAUGUGAGGAGCAGGAACAGCUAUAGCCCUCAAACUCACCUCUUAGUCUCAAAGCCAGUUCCACUGCAUUUCUUCAUUGUUCUCCUGUCAUCGGGGACUGAUCUAGACCUUGGACACCAGGUGGGUGCAAGUCAUUAUCAGUUAGAACAGAAAACCAGCAGGCUCGUAGGGCAGGGGAGCGUUUCCCAGACUUGGUGUGCAUUUUGGUUUUUGUCCUAACACUACACAGCUGAUUCACAUUAACAAAGCUUGAUGAUUAGUUGAUUAUUUGAAUCAGCUUUGUAGGGCUAGGGGAAUAAAAAGAAAAUGUGCAGCCCUUUGGGGUUCAGGUGACUGAGUGUGGGAAGCCUUUGUCAUAGGGUAAAAGUUGAAUACCCCUGGGCUGUAGGCUGCACACCUUGAGUCAAAUAUUAGAUUCUGUAGCUGUGUAUUUUAUCAAAACAAUUCUGUGCUACAAUGGUUCCUUUCCUUAGCUCAGGGUAAGUAGGAGCAGGCCUAGAAGAGUCUUAUGCGACGCAAACAUUUGAAUUGUGUUCUUCCUCCUUUUAAUCAAUCAUAAUAAUUUGUCAAAUGCCUUACAGGUUGUUUUGCCUAUUGUUGGCAGCUGUGGGCAUACAAGCACAACAGAAACCUUCUUUAAGUAUGCAUUUUUCACCCUACAAGUUCAAGCACUAAGCGUUUGACUAUAUAUAUAUCUUUUGGUUUAACUAAUCUUUCCCAUUCCAGAUGACCUCAACGCUGAAUGCCUUGGUAAUGUUAUACGUUUGAGUGUCGCUCCUCUUUUUAAAGAGGUUGAUGCUGUCUUCAGACGAUAAGAUGUUCAGCUUGGUCAUGCAGUUCAGGCUGCCAGGAAACCACAUGAAUGAAGACCCUGUGUAUAGAGUGGGCAAAACCUGUAGCUACACCCCCUGGACCUCCCGAGAGAUUCUGUGCGACCGCAACUACAUGGAGGUGUCUGUCAGAAGGACUCUUCCAGACAUCCAAACCGUCCCUGAACAGCCCACUGGAGGCCCGAAAGCAAGGAGCGGCAACUUCCGGAGAGGAGCUGAGGUGUCUGUCAGAAGGACUCUUCCAGACAUCCAAACCGUCCCUGAACAGCCCACUGGAGGCCCGAAAGCAAGGAGCGGCAACUUCCGGAGAGGAGCUGAGGCUGUUGCUGCAGGAUACAAAAUGACAGCAGUCGUCUUUAGUCCUAGCAAGAAGGUCAUGAGUGUGGAUGAGGUCCAAAGAAAGGGCUAUGCAAUAGCCAACACUCCCACACGGCUGGUGUUAAGAAGCCCUCAUAAUGCAGAGGAGACAUACCUCCAGAAUGUAGCUGGGGUUCCGAUGCGGGUGCUCUCAACCUCAACCUUCUUUGAGCAGAAGUGGCUGGUUACUCGAGUAGAUGCCACGGCUGUUUGUCCAACACCAGGGGCAGUGGCCUUUACUCCAGAAGUGAUCACCUGGUACAUGCCCAAGCACAUAGACCCACUUUUCUCCUCUGAUGCCUUCACCAUGUUGGAGGUGUACAUGGGAAUUGACGCUAAGAGGCUGGACACUGAGGAAAUGGCUGCCAGAAACUACUCGGUUUUAGUCACAGAGGCUCAUAUUAUUGUUGAAAUUCCGGUGGGGGCGGUUGGCGGCUAUUUCAAGAGCCAUAUUCAGGAUGACCAGUACUUUGUCACUUACACCAUUGAGCCCAUGCUUGAGUUGCUGUGGAUUGAGGAGGUCGCACACGAGGACACACGCUACAAAGUCCUCUUCCCUAUCACAACACCUCCGAUGGCCAGGCCUCCACAAGUUCGCAACUACACGCCCUUAGACACAGUUCCUGAGCAGGCAGUGUUUGUGCUUCAGUUGGGGACUUUCAACCUUGAUGUGGAGCUGCUGAACAUCAACUUUCCCACCAUGGUGCUAACUGUUGCAGAGUGCAACGCCAGAGGCUUCAAUGUUCAGGAGCAGAGAUCCCUGGACAACACCUUGAAGAGCUUCAGGAUGGAGGUGCCCUUCUCAGACCCGGUGGUCUUUAAGGAGAGAAGGGCGGAACAAGGUGUCACAACCUUCACUCUUCAGCUGAUCUACGGCCUGGUCGUCUUUCCAGAGUACGCUCCUUUCUCUCACUCUGCCGUUGUGGACGCUGUACUGCUGGACAUUGUGCCACCCUCAGUCACUGGCAACUGUGAUCAGGAGAACUUUCACAUCACUGUGGACUACAGGAACCAAGAGCCCUUUUUCGUGGUCUUGGUUGGCAAGCGGCUGCUUAACCAUGAGCUUGCUCAACAGUAUUUAACAGAGGGCGACGCAGACUUCACCAUCACGUUACCCUUCUCUUCGCCGGACGCAGUGUUUGAGUCGGUUCACCCGUCCUCUGUCAGGAGCAGGCUGGAUGUGGCUCUGUUGAAUCCUUACAACAACAUGACCAUCAAACACUUUUCCCUGGCUUGCAGCUUCCUCAAAACGCUGACUGAGUGUUUCUCUAACGGAACGAUGACUGCGCUGGCGGUCAAGGUGGAGUCUGCUCCCAGUCUGAACCCCGGUCAGCUGACCCUGAGCGACCCCGCCUGUGGUCCCACCUACAGCGACGAUCGCUUCGCCUACUUCCACUUCACUGUCAACUCCUGUGGCACCACCAGGAAGUUUAUCAACAAUGUCAUGCUGUAUGAGAACGAAAUCUCCUUGCCAGAUGAACUUGAGGUGAAGCUGAAUGGCACGACGUCUUCAGAGGAGGAAUAUCAGUUAAAGGUUUCCUGCUACUAUGUGGUCAACAUCACUCGCACAUUGGCCUUCCUCACCAGGCCGCGUGACAACGAGCGCUUUGCCGAGACUGGGACAGGUCGACAAAUGGUCAGAAUGAGACUCGCUCAGGACGCCUCGUAUAACACGUUCCACCAGGAGGAGGACUAUCCAGUGGUGAGGUACCUGAGACAGCCUCUGCACUUUGAGGUGGAGCUGACCAGGUCCUCUGACCCCAAGGUAGCGCUGGUGCUUGACCACUGCUGGGCCACCCCCAACGAGGACCGUGACUCCCGACCCCGGUGGAAUCUCAUCAUUAAUGGUUGUGAGAACCCGGAGGAUCCGUACCGUGUAGUCUUCCACCCGGUGGUAGCUGACGCCAGGGUCCACUUCCCCCCUCACGUCAAACGCUUUGAGGUCUAUAUGUUUUCCUUCGUCGAGGAUGCGGUUGAGCCGAGUGGCCAGGUCUUUGUCCAUUGUGAUGUGGUCAUCUGUGACGCCAGUAGUCCCUCUGGCGGCCCCUGUAGUGGACAAUGUGUGAAUCAAGACAACUCGAAAAGAGGUCAACGACAUGUCAGAGACCUCUUUGAGGAGCGUCAUUUGUAUGUUUCUUCUGGAUACAUUCUUUGGGUGUAAUGUCUUAUUCUAACAUGUCAAAUAAAGUGUUCUAUACAACAA